Linum trigynum is the source of this 4185-nucleotide messenger RNA. NCBI's taxonomy places the organism in Eukaryota, Viridiplantae, Streptophyta, Magnoliopsida, Malpighiales, Linaceae. The record is from the annotation of a GenBank genome assembly.
CUCACAAUUAUGGACGGCUAUUAAACAACAAAAUGAGAUGUAUGAGUAAAUAAUAUUAAAAAUUAUUUCUACGUGGAAAUGACACCUUACUGUGCUAGAUAUACGUUUAUGGUAUAAUUGGGUCGGUUUCUUUAGCUCAGAAAGUUAAAAUGGGUUACUUUCAUUUGUAGUAAAUUGAAGAAAAAAUAAUAAUAAUUCUAGUAGUUCCAAAAAGUGGAAGUGUAAUAAUUAGGAGCGAGACAUUUAUCAAAAGAUAAUUAGGCACGAGUCGAAACUCAAAGUGGAUGGAGGUUUUGAGUUCACUUCUGUACAAAGCAAAUUACAUGUAUUUUGCAUUCGAGAAUAAUUUUGAUUAGGGUUGGAUUUGAUGUGUAACAAAUUUUUAACCUGUUAUGGAGAGUUAAGAGGAAAAUGGGAAUUAUGGAAAGUACUGGAUCUUUCCAGAUAACGAAGCACAAGGAAGACAGACUCCACGUCAGCAAUCCAUUAACGUGUUCCUAUCCGUUUCUUACACGUGUCUGGUCUUCAUCCCACCUGGUAAUCCAUUGCUUCGCUGUACCAAACACAGCCCGUGACUGGUGGAUAUGGGCUUUAGACCAAAAUAAAAUUGAUGCUUAAUUACCGGGGAAUUGGGUAACUAAUUAUUACAAGGUAAAAUGGUCAACGAUCCCAGCUUGAAUAGUAAAAUCCAUGUUUUUUGAAACCAUAGUAGAAUUUUUGGGCUCGUUUGGAGAAUUGGAGUCUAAAUCUCUAGAUUUUAGACAAUCCAAAGAUUUUAACUCUCUGGAUUGUUGAAAAAAGAUUUGAAAAUGUUCAUUGUUUGGUAACUAUGAUUGUUAACAUCCAAUGAAAAAAGAAAUUCUAUUUUUUUUAUCACAUAACAUGUUUAUCCUUAACCAAAAUAAUUAGAUUGGCUCGAAAAUUAUUGAGAAUUUAUUGGUAAGGGUAUUUAGUGGGAUAAAUGAAAAAAAAACAAGAGAUAUAAUAGGAGGGAAAAAAUCUCCAAAAUCAAGAUGUAGAAUCUCUCUAAUUAUGAGAGAUUUGAUAUCUCUAGAUUUUAUAGAUUUACAAUCUCUGAAGUUACAAUCCACGAUACAAAAAGUAGCAAAAAAACUUAACAUUUUGCUAAAUCUACGGAUUCAAUAAAUCCACGAUCCAAAUCUUGUUCUCCAAACGAACCCUUAAUAAAAUGAUAUUUUGAUGAUAUAAUUAAGUUUAACUAAUAGUAUUGAUGAAGGCUAUCCCACUAUUAUUAUGGUGUUAGUGAGUGGUAUAACAUUUAUUCUUAAACAUAUUUCAAUAAUUCGAUGUAUUCUGAUCUAUUUGUUCUUUACAUGAUAUUAGAGUCUUCCGUCGUCGAGAGUUCUUCUAUUCGAAUCUCAAUAAUCCCAGAUUUGUGAAGCACAUGGUAUUAUCGUAUUCAGGACAUGCACAAAAGAAAGACUUUAUCAGUUGAAACUCGAAUACAUCAGUACAUCACAAUUAUAUAGUAUAUAUGUAGUAUAUUUUUCAAUGACACUGGAUAAUUUAUUUAUUAUCUAUUAUUUCUCUUGAAAAAAAAAAUAUUUAUUAAAAUAUGUAUGCCAUCAACAAUGUGACGACCGGGAACCGGCUAACGCCGGUCUACGUGAGUAGCAAGCUGAUGGUAUAAGUAGAGAGGGUGAGACGAGGAGAUAAGUCACAGCUAAAUCAACACUCUUCCUUCCACUCUUCACUCUCUACCUCUCUCUCCGCCAAACUCCGAUCACCAUGCCGAUCAGAAACAUAGCCGUCGGCCACUACGGCGAGGCGACCCAGCCCGACGCCUUGAGGGCCGGCCUGGCCGAGUUCUUCUCCACCCUGAUCUUCGUCUUCGCCGGUGAGGGCUCCGGCAUGGCCUUCGCCAAGCUCACCGACGGCGCCGCCAACACCCCCGCCGGCCUCAUCGCCGCCUCCAUCGCCCACGCCUUCGCCCUCUUCGUCGCCGUCUCCGUCGGCGCCAACAUCUCCGGCGGCCACGUCAACCCCGCCGUCACCUUCGGCGCCUUCCUCGGCGGAAACAUCACCCUCUUCCGCGGCAUCCUCUACUGGAUCGCCCAGCUCCUCGGCUCCACCGUCGCCUGCUUGCUCCUCAAGUUCGCCACCGGCGGCCUCGAAACGGCGGCGUUUGGCUUGUCAGCGGGAGUAGGUGUAUGGCAAGCAGUCGUUUUGGAGAUCGUGAUGACGUUCGGCCUAGUGUACACCGUCUACGCGACGGCCGUCGACCCCAAGAAGGGAAGCUUGGGAACCAUUGCUCCACUGGCCAUCGGUUUCAUCGUCGGUGCCAACAUUCUGAUCGGCGGGGCCUUCGACGGCGCGUCAAUGAACCCGGCCGUGUCGUUCGGACCGGCUGUGGUCAGCUGGAGCUGGGAGAACCACUGGGUCUACUGGGUCGGACCGCUCAUCGGAGGUGGACUCGCCGGAGUGAUCUACGAGGUCAUCUUCAUCGGCUACGGGACCCACGAGCAGCUGCCCACCACCGAUUACUAGACGACGGUGACGGGAAGUGCAUUGGGCCGCGCGCGGGUUUUCUGAAUUUCCAUUCCAUGUAUUUAUCUGUCUUUGAUUCUGGUUUAUGAGGGGGAGUUUAAUGGUGGAUUUGGGAUUUGUAAUCAUGCUUUUGGAAAUUCCGUUUUCUUCAUGAAAGGGAGGGUGUGUGGUUUGUGUUUGGGUUAUUCCCCGUCUUUGAUUGAAUGGUAAAUUAUGUUUCCCAAUUUAGCUUGAUGAUCAUCUGAGUGAUUGGGAAGUCGUGAUUUGAUUUAGAGAUUUUAGUUUCAAUGCUAUUUCCCAUCCCUUUCGAGACACCCAUAUAACCGGUUUUUACACUUUGUCCUUACUCACCAUCGAUUAUUGUAUAGCUAAUGAUACGUUAAUGCGGCUAAAGUAGGUAAUUACGUGGCCAAAACUGAUUCAAGUUUAUUAAAGAAGGUAAGCAUUAAUUACCAUUAUCUUAAUACAUAGUCCGGCUGGAGUAAGGAUAUACUAAUUAAAACGUGAAUAUGUCUAUAGCGGAUUUAGCUUUAGUUGAGCUAUUGCAUAAUAAUGUUUCUUAAUUAUUAGACAAAAUCGGAUUAAAGUGUAAAUGACUUUUGUUUUGGUCACGUCAUGGAAGUUGUUGAGUUUACACUCUUAGUUGAAUAAAAGAAAACAAAAUGUAUUAGGUAUACAUUUUUCGUUCAUGCUAUGUUAUAACUUUGGGAUGGGAUUAGGUGCUAACCCUUAUAGGGGUUAGCACCGUGAUAACUAGCAAAAAUCACUACAGAUUAUUGUAAAAUCAAUACAACAUCUAAGCUAAAUCACUACUAAUUCAAACUAGUAGUAGUUUUUCCAUUGGUUAGGUAGGUGCUAACUAUUGUACAAUUAGCACCGUAACCGCUCCCUAUAACUUUUUACUUUGACAUUAAUCCUGUGCAUACAAAUAUUUGAUUUAAACAUAAUAUGUGAUAGAUUGAGUAUAUUUUCAAUGUAAAUAAACCAACUUAAAAUCAAUCAUGAUGAAUUCAACAAUUAUUCAUGAGGUUGGAACAUUUCGUAUUAGUCGUUGACUAUACUUGUUAGUUGUUACCAUAAAUAUGUGAUUUGUAAGGUAUGUGAACAAGUAACGUGGUGAUAACCCUAGCUGGGUAACAUAAUAACUACGGGCUCCGUUCACUCCAAGCUCACCGGAAAAUCCUCACCAGAAAAGGAAAGAUAGAAAAGGCUACUGUGAUAUAAACCAAAACAACUUUCUACAAAGGGGAGGAAGAGUCUAGACUCUAGAGAGACAAUUAAACCACUGCCCACAAAGAUUCUUUUGGUGCAACUCAUCAGUCACCGUAUAUCAUUGACUACGACACCGAGCCCAAGCUAGCUCAGCAGCGCAUGUGAGGCUAAAACCGUCUGGACCAUAACAAUAAUAAUAAUGCCCUCCACAAGACGAUAAACCGUUCAGCUACAUGGCUGGCUGGACCCCAUUGACUCUCCACUCUGUCCUAAACAUUGAUUCCCUUUUCAGUUUUCUCCCCCGACUUAUGACCUUGCCUAGGGUCCCUUGGGUUGCUCGAAAGGGUCAUGCACAUGUGUUUGGUGUUUCGUUCAAAAAGACAUGUUUAAACUUGUGCUUAUGUACGAGGCAAUGCUAUAGUGUCCCGUCUGGAGAUCCUGCUGAAAGAAAUUUAGUUUAACAUA